GGAAAGGAAAAAGAAUUCAGCACCGGAGCUGUCCGCGGCUCUUGGAAGAAGUCUCUAUAUUCCUGCCAAGGGUGAAGCUGCUUCCGACUGUAAAUUUCCUCCGUGGGACGGUUGAGGGGAAGGAAUAAUAAAGUGCUGUGCCAUUCGUCUCUCCGCGGGGCUACCGGCGACUGAAGGCGCACAUACUUCAUUCGAGCGAAGUCUUGCCAUGCUGGACGGCCGGGCUUGAGACAGAAAAAGGAUAAAGUCAGAACAGCAGCCUUUUACUCUUUACGCCAUGGGAGUGCUCAUGUCAAAGAAGCAGCAGGUGGAGAAGGUGCAGAAAUGCAACGCUGUCGUCUCUGCCUUCCAGGCGGGCCUUAAGGACCGCCCUGCCCCGGCCAAACAGGCAGAAGGAGAAGUAGAGGAAGGUGAAGGCCCUGCUAAACCAUCAGCCAAUCCUGAAAAGAAGAACACUGAGGGGGCGGAGCAAGAGGAAACAGACAACAGCGCAGGUCCGUCAACCACCCAGCAGGGCUCAGCGGCAGCCAGGGAUGACUGCAAGGUCAACCAGGAAGCGUGGUCGAGGUUACGGGACGGGAAAGGAGUAGAGCCUGAAGAUCUUGACAAGAGCCAUCAGCUCACGCCGCCAGCAUUCGUGCGGCCCAAAAGGGAAGCCGAUGAUGACCAGUCUGUGGAGGUGGAGCUGGAAAAGAAAGAGCAGCCACCGAGUGAUGAGAUGUGUGACGUGUGUGAGGUGUGGACGGCUGACGACCUGUACCCCUGCAGGAUCUGCACUCGGGUGUUCCACGACGGCUGCCUGAGGGAGCUGGGCUACCUGCGUGCCGAGGCCCUGCAGGAGAUGAGAGACACAGCCCACACUGUUACUGGCUGGAGCUGCUACUAUUGUGAUAAUCUGAAUCUACUCCUAACAGAGGAAGAGAUGUACAGCCUUAUGGAGACCUUCAAGCAGUGCAAGAUCAUCCCAGAAUCAUGCCUGGUGUCAGAUGAGCUGCUGCAGUACCGCCACUUUGCAUCCAAGCAGCAGUUUGAUAAGGACCUGACUGAUGAGCAAGAGGAGGAAGUCCUAGCCCAGUUUGCAGCGCUGGAUCCAGAGAAAAAGGGUCACAUCGAAUGGUCCGACUUCCUCUACUUUGAGUCUCUGGCAAUGCUUAAGAAGUUUCGCACAGAGAACUCACUGGUGCGUCUGUUGACCGGUAAGGAGAGAGACAAAGCACGGUCAGUGUUCCUGGGUCUAGAUCUGGAUCAAGACGGUGUGAUCACAAGAGCGGAAUGCCGCCAGGCCCAGCAGUCCUGGUUCCAUAAACUCAACAAAGACUCACAGUCUUGCAAUGUGAGUAUAAGUCAUGUUGGCCCCAUAUGCGAGAGCAGUCCAGCCAGCUCUGGCAGUGAAAGGAGCAAGUCUGAUGAAAGCAGGCCAGUGACCUGGGCAGACUUUUUAAAGGAGAGCGGCAUCUAUAUUAUAGCUGCGCGGCCCAAUAGUUCUGCGAUGCACAUCCGCCUGCCUCUAUAGUCCAGGAUCCUCCACUGCACCCCAGCAGAGAGAGGGAGAGAGAGAUAGAGGGUGUACCCUAUAGUCUACAGAUGAGCGGAGGAAGACAGACGUGAUGACACGAUGACAUGAGGAAGGCAACUGAGCGAACUGGAUGAAGCACUGAGAGACAGCAGAUCAAGCCAUCGACAGAAUCUCUCCUCCUCUGCGUCACCUCAAACCCACAACACUGACAAACACACACACUGACUGAGACACCGACGACGCAAGUGACAGCUGCUGUCACAGGUCCCAACUCCAAAACCUGACGGCUUCCAACAAAUGCGAGACAUAGGAUGAGGAAGACAACCACCCACUCACUAGUCAGUCAGCCAGGGAUAUUUCUGAAACUUUGGAGUGUAGAGCUCAUGCAAACAAUCAGACAAGCUUCUAUGUUCGCACUCUGUAUUAAAUGACAAAUACUCCAGCUACACAACACACCUCUCCAUGCAGGUACAUUAGUGUGACAGGCUGUUACUCUUUCAAGUAUUCAUUCCUCCGGGCCUCAUCGUGUCCUAAUAAUAGUUCCAUGCUACUGUAAUGGGAUUGUGUUAUUCACCAUCAAAAUUGUUAAUCACACUACACAGAGGCACAUGCAAAUUCGUUAUUGGUACUCUUUGACAAGUGGAUACACUUCUGGGAGGAGAUUAACCCUGCCGCUGCCAUUAUCAGAACAUAUACCAAACAGGAAUGAAAGCUAUCCGCAUACAUAUUAUAUGAGAACUGCUAUCCAUACCAGUAUAAAUUAUUAUUAUGCAUUAAAACGCUGUAUUUAUUCCUGUAUUCUCAGAUAUAUCGUCUGUUUCCUCCAUUCUCAUCCAAGAAUCUAUGUUCCUCUUAAGUACUAACUGUGAAAAGGGAUGUGUUAAUGAACGUUAACGAAAGCUAACCCAGUAAGUGACAUGUAUAUACUGCCAUAUAGUACAUUUUUUUCCUGUUGUGCUCAGAGCUGCACUUUGACAAGGUGGAAGCAUCCGCCCUUCUGUUCUAGUGUCAUUAUUUGCACUGUGGUAAUGAGAUGUAGAUGGACUACUGUGUGACAUUACCACUGUAAUGAAAUACUGAGAGACAAUGGGAGAUGUGGUGCAAACAUUCAUCCUAUGUUAAUUUGCAGAAGUACUGUUUAAGAAUUGCUAUGGGAAAUGUGUGGAAUUAUAUAAUGUUACAGGCUACACAACAGUUUAAAUGCACAUGAAACUGCCCAUAGAAUCACUGGAAACAUGCUGUAACAAGUAGGAUUUCAUGUAGUCUGUAUGCCAUGUAAUGAAGGGUCGAUGCCAGGUCGUCUUAGUGAUUAAAGUAUGGUUAUGACAUGUAUCUUGACUGUCUGAGGCAUAUGU
Messenger RNA from Morone saxatilis (striped sea-bass), 2871 nucleotides. It is a transcript of the gene phf24, whose product is annotated as PHD finger protein 24. The coding region runs from base 278 to 1513 and encodes 411 amino acids. The transcript is spliced from 8 exons. Gene Ontology annotation, molecular function: calcium ion binding. The record is from RefSeq and is a predicted model, not a curated record. NCBI's taxonomy places the organism in Eukaryota, Metazoa, Chordata, Actinopteri, Moronidae.